Molecule: messenger RNA, 914 nt
Organism: Salarias fasciatus (jewelled blenny)
Lineage: Eukaryota; Metazoa; Chordata; Actinopteri; Blenniiformes; Blenniidae
Gene: sncga
Product: synuclein, gamma a
Exons: 6
Coding region: 266-631 (121 amino acids)
Biological process (GO): chemical synaptic transmission; synaptic vesicle endocytosis; synapse organization
Cellular component (GO): neuronal cell body; axon terminus; cytoplasm
Molecular function (GO): cuprous ion binding
Source: RefSeq, a predicted model, not a curated record
CUCUCAUCGCUGCGCUGCACAACAACAGUCCCGAGAUACUUCUGUGCCUCUGCCUCCCUCCAUCUCCUUCUCACUCCUUUCUCUCUCUCUCUCUCCUCACGUGCCCUCUCUCCUCCCCUCCACCCCCUCCAGCCCUCCUCCUCUCAUCCAUUAGCAAGAAGAACAGAUCGCUGACAGACGAGAAGAGACGAGACAGCCGAGCAGGACAGAGCUACCUAACAGAGAGAGAACAAGAGGACAAAAGAAGAGGACAGAAGAAGAGAGGAUGGACGCUCUGAAGAAGGGAUUCUCCAUGGCCAAGGAGGGAGUGGUGGCCGCCGCCGAGAAGACCAAAGCCGGGGUGGGGGAGGCCGCCAACAAGACCAAGGAGGGGGUCAUGUUCGUAGGUAAUAAGACGAUGGAGGGCGUGGUGACCAGCGUGAACACAGUGGCGCAGAAAACCAACGAGCAGGCGAACAUCGUGGCGGACACCGCUGUCUCCGGAGCCAAUGAGGUGGCCCAGGCCACCGUGGAGGGCGUGGAGAACGCGGCGGCUGCCAGUGGAUUGAUCAGCACAGAGGAGGCGGGACCAGCGGCUGAGGAGAGUGGCCGAGGAGACCAGACGGAGCAGGAGGCGCAGGAGGCGCAGUAGGUGAGCAGGCAGCGGCUGGCGCCUCAACCUCAGUGGAACGGUGAUGUCAUCACCAACAGGUGUCCUUACCUGCAAGCCCCGCCCACCAAGGUCACCCUCUGUCAAUCAACUGCCUGACCCCGCCCCCAGGAAACACCUGAAGCCUUUAAAGUGCAUGUAGCUGAUACACAUGUAACACACUAACACACACACACACACACACACAUGUUUUGACACACAUGCACACAAAUACAUACAUGCAUUGGCAUACACACAGAGACACAUAUAUUGUAACAGACAGACA